AUGCGCUCUCACAAACACAACACGUGUGUGAGUGACAGAGGGAUGCUUCCCACCCCCAUGGUCAACAGCUGCAAGUUGCACCUCACAACUGACAGGUCACUGGUUCCACUGGUUCUGGAUAGGGCCCAGGCGAUGACCGACCCUCAAGAUACUGGGAAAGACCUGAACAUGAAUUGGAACCUAACAAUGGAUCGCUCCAAUCAAGGAGCCAGGUUGCUUGCGUGCAGCCAGAGAAUAUUUGUGAAGACAACACCACCCGUGCCAUCAUUUGUCAGUGACUCUACAGAUAUUGCACAUCAUGAUGUACCACCAGCAGCUGCCGCUCUGUGUGGUCUGGCUACACUCUCACAUGCUGCACAAGAAGCAAGCGACAAAUCGAAGAGACCAACCAACAGCGCUCAAGCCGCACACUACCACAAUGUCUUAAACCUUCCCAAGCCAGCUGGUGGUUCUGGAGGAUAUAACAGUGCUGCUCCCGGGGGCCCCUUCACCCAGCUGCCCUGGGACAGUUUUGAGUCUGACUUUCAACGCAUUGACUUGGACAGGCGCUGUCUAGAGAAAUGUCCUCAGCUGGGCAUCAUGGAAAAACUGCAGCUUCUCAACCUCCAGCACAACCUGAUCACAAGAAUCCAGCAUUUGUCCCAUCUGCAGCAUCUGGUUUUCCUGAACUUGUACGACAAUCACAUCUCUGACAUGACUGGCAUUGAAGCUCUAAGUUCUCUCAGGAUCCUAAUGCUCGGGAAGAACAGAAUCAAGAAGAUCCGCUGCCUGGGAAGCCUGUCCAAACUGAAUAUCCUCGAUUUACAUGAGAAUCAGAUCUGCAGGAUCGAGAACAUUUCUCACCUGAGUGAGCUGCAGGUGUUGAACCUGGCAGGAAACAACAUCUCCAGAGUGGAAAAUCUGCAGAAGCUCGACUGUUUGACUGAACUCAACCUGAGGCACAACUGCAUCUCUUUUGUGACAGAGGUGGACCGCCUGCCCUGCUUGCAGCGCCUCUUUCUCAGCUGCAAUAACAUCACCAGCUUUGAUCAGCUAGCCUGCGUCGGAGACUUGCGCUCCCUUUCUGAGCUCACCCUGGAUGGGAAUCCUGUAGCCCUGAAGACAUGGUACAAGCAGGCCGUCCUGCGCUGUGUGCUUCAUCUGAGACAGCUGGACAUGAAGCGUAUCACAGACGAGGAUCGGCGAAUGGCUAGUGUGCAUGCUCGGAAAGAGGAGGAGAAGAAGAGGGAGAAUCACAAGCAGACGAUUCAUAAGGAGAAGCGGCGUCUGGCGAUCCGUAAUGCAGCACAGCAGUGGGAGGGUGUCAGGGCCUGCCUGGAGCUGCCACCAGUACAGGGUGCAAAAGAAGAAGUGAGUCCAGAGAACAGCCCCGCCCACAGCCCCGCCCAGACAAAUGGCCUCGCACAGGAGCCUUCUCCAGAUGAGCCGAGACGAGUAAGUCCAGGGUCAGGAUCAGAGCGACCACUAGGGGGAACGGAGAGCAGACUGCGCACCAACAGCCGUCCAAACAGCCCGCGAGAUCCCAAGCUUGUGGAGUCAGGGAGCAGCAGCGUGCAGAGCUUGUCCCUAUCUGACUGUCACCUAGUGGAGCUGGAUGGAGACACCCUGCGUUUGUUUGGACUUGGAGCCCUGGAGGCCCUGGAGAGGGGAUGGGGAGUUCAGACCGCCGGUGCUGUCACCGUAAUAACCUUCCGCUUCAUCAGCCUUGACGCCAUCGUACCGACACUGCCACGAAUAAGGGUCAAGUUCCCCAAUCUAUCGCACCUGAUCUUCCUGGAAACCAACAUCAGCCGCCUGGCGCAGCUGGCAGCCCUGGCUCAGGUGAGGCGUCUGGAUCAGCUGACCAUUCACCCGGAGGGAAACCCCGUGGUCGGUCUGUCUCUGUGGCGCUCCUUCGUCAUCUACCGCCUCCACCACCUUAACCUGCUGAAGAUCAAUGGCCAGGAGGUGACCAUGAAUGAUGUGAUCGCUGCCGAGCGUGUGUUUGGAACAUUGGGUCACAUAGCAGCCACAGAAACUCCACGUUAUCGGCUCCUGCUGCUACUGGAGGAGUCCAGGAAGCGUCAGCUGCAGUUCCUGUUGGAGGGGCGAGGGCGGCGGCCGGGGCUCAGUCCGGAGGAUCUGCGAGACAGCGGGAAGCUCCUGGGAGAAGGCCUGAGCAGAGCGCUGUUCAACUACCCCAGCAGAGACUGCAGUGCAGAGAGCCCUGAGGAGAGCUCAGCGGAGUCGUCGGAGCGCUCCACCAUGAUAGAGCAGUACCUCCAGGAGCUGGUCCAAAGGGCAUCAGACACAAACCUGAAGGGUGAAGCUCUUCAUAAGCUCUGGCCCUCCAUGUUUGCAGAGAUGGUGAGAGACUCUGUGUUGGAGAUGAGGGACCAAGCGGCCUUCCGCCAAGCCAGCCUUGCAAAACUCUCUGACACCAAGUGA
Molecule: messenger RNA, 2427 nt
Organism: Limanda limanda (common dab)
Lineage: Eukaryota; Metazoa; Chordata; Actinopteri; Pleuronectiformes; Pleuronectidae
Product: leucine-rich repeat-containing protein 49
Exons: 18
Coding region: 1-2427 (808 amino acids)
Molecular function (GO): protein binding
Source: RefSeq, a predicted model, not a curated record